AUGUCCGAGAGAAUUUUCAUUGGAAAUGAUGAGGAUAGAAACCUCAAACGCAAAAUGGUAGAGGUGCCAAAAUUAGAGUCGAAAUCAAAGAAGGAGUCAAAGAUAAUGCCACCAACCUCUGAAUCUCAUGUUGAGGAUUUUCUGACCCUAAGACUUGGCACUCACACCAAGUCCACUUCCAAACCCUUGGAGAAUGGUGGACAUUCAAGUUCAUUUCAAAACACUCUUGAUGAACCUUUACCUGAGCAGAAAGUGGUAGAGUUCUCUUGUAAUUAUUGUGACAAGAAAUUCUCCACUUCUCAAGCUCUUGGAGGUCACCAAAAUGCUCAUAAGCGUGAACGUGUCUUGAAAAAAAUGGAAGAUAGAAGGAGAGAGGAAGAGAUGGAUUUAACCCUAAGGUUUUCAAGCUUUAUUCACUAUCAAGGCCAUUCAUAUUUCCGUAGUGCUAACUUGCACAACCCAAUUGGCGUCCAUGUGACGAAUGCCUUUCCUUCUUGGAUCGGUUCACCUUAUGGUGGCUAUGGAGGGGUGUAUAUGCCAAAUACACCCCUUGCAACCCGGUAUGUGAUGCAAAUGCCAAAUUCACCCCAAGCAACACCACAAUUUGGGAUGACUAAUUUUUGGGGUGGAGGUCUAAAUGCUUCAUUACCAAUUCCACAAAGGUCAAAUACUUUGGGUUUGGGACUUUUUCCUCAAAGAAAUUUCAUUGAUCAACUUCAUUCUCAUACUCUUCCAUUAUCGUCUCGUGAUCCUAAUAGAGAAGGCUUAAUUCAGGCAAAUCCCAAUAUGUCCUCAUCAUCAACUCAAUCAACCUAG
Messenger RNA from Medicago truncatula (barrel medic), 816 nucleotides. Its product is annotated as zinc finger protein 1-like. The record is from RefSeq and is a predicted model, not a curated record. Bases 1 to 816 code for a protein of 271 amino acids. Gene Ontology annotation, biological process: negative regulation of abscisic acid-activated signaling pathway. Lineage: Eukaryota; Viridiplantae; Streptophyta; Magnoliopsida; Fabales; Fabaceae. The transcript has a single exon.